Astyanax mexicanus (Mexican tetra) is the source of this 2279-nucleotide messenger RNA. It is a transcript of the gene chmp1a, whose product is annotated as charged multivesicular body protein 1A. The record is from RefSeq and is a predicted model, not a curated record. Gene Ontology annotation, biological process: late endosome to vacuole transport; endosome transport via multivesicular body sorting pathway; protein transport. NCBI's taxonomy places the organism in Eukaryota, Metazoa, Chordata, Actinopteri, Characiformes, Acestrorhamphidae. The transcript is spliced from 7 exons. The coding region runs from base 170 to 766 and encodes 198 amino acids. Gene Ontology annotation, cellular component: multivesicular body; ESCRT III complex.
ACGUCUCCAGUCACGUGGUGGCGCUAGCUCUCAAUACGGAAGAGAAAAGUGACGGCAGAAAAACAGCGAACAAACCAGAAGCGGAAUAAAAACAUUAAUAACAUCUGUAACACCUAUAACAGUGAUUACAGCGACUUCUAAUACCUGCACACUGCUGAGCGGGAAGGAUAUGGAGGACACACUAUUUCAGUUGAAGUUCACCUCGAAGCAGUUGGAAAGACUCGCUAAAAAAGCAGAGAAGGACUCAAAGGCGGAGCAGGCUAAAGUUAAAAAGGCUCUGCAGCAGAAGAACGUGGACUGUGCACGUGUGUACGCAGAAAAUGCCAUCCGCAAGAAGAACGAGGGUGUGAACUGGCUGCGAAUGGCAUCCCGUGUCGACGCAGUGGCCUCCAAAGUCCAGACAGCUGUCACCAUGAAGGGGGUGACCAAGAACAUGACCCAGGUGACUAAAGCACUGGACAAAGCUCUAAACUCCAUGGACCUGCAGAAGGUCUCUGCUGUCAUGGACAAGUUUGAGACUCAGGUUCAAAAUUUGGAUGUCCACACUUCGGUGAUGGAAGAUUCAAUGAGUUCUGCCACCACGCUGACAACGCCACAAGAGCAGGUAGAUGAUCUGAUCCUGCAGAUAGCAGAGGAGAGUGGGCUGGAGGUGAUGGACCAGCUAAACGAGCUGCCCGCUGGCAGCACCUCACUGGGAGAAUCAUCUGCACGCUCACAGGAGAAAGAGGACCAGCUCUCUCGCAGACUGGCGGCCUUGCGAAACUGAGAUCAUGUUCUGGAUCGAGAACUUGCCUGCUGGGCUGGAGGGGGUGCCAACUCCACUCACUCUGAAGAAAUGAGGUGGCCAUAGAUUUUUGACCCUGAAUCUAUUUAUAAACACACACUCUUUGAGCUGCCCCAGUGGGUCUUACUCUUUCUCUCCUGCACACCCACACGCACAUACACCCAAUUUCAGCUGAAAACAAUCUUAUACUUUUUUUUUGCCCUUUUCUCUUUCUCUCUUUUUCUCUCUCUCUCUCUCUCUCUCUCUCUCUCUCUCUCUCUUCUCUCUGUCUUCUCUCUGUACCUUGGCCACGAGAGGCUUUCUCUGUCUCUUGUGAAUAUGUGGAUGAAUAUUAAUAACGAGCUGAAAGGCAGUUUCUGUAUCUCCUUGCUGGCCUGCUUCAGCGUAGACUUCUAAAUAAUAGUAGGGAGAUCACUCUCUGAUCAGCUGGUGAGGUCUACACGAACACAGUCUUGUUAGUUAUUCCUUCGUUUCUCAUUUGAAGGGAAUAACGGGUAGCAGCUGUACAGCUGUAUGCACACAUUUGAUUUGUUUUUGUUUUAAAUUUGUUUGAUGAAGUGACUGUUGUAAAGCCAUGUUAACACUAAUGGACAUUACUGUGCUGCUGCCACUGUUGUCUCUCCACCAUACAGUGCUCAGCUGUGCAUGAAGCAUCUGCCACUUAGUGCUCUGUAGACGUGAGUUCAUCACAUGCAUCUUAAAGUGAAACAAACUAUAUAUUUCAUACACAAACACCUUUACCCCAAAUGUGUGAUUUUUGUUUGAUUUCACACAAGAGCUAUCAGUCCAAUGUAGCUAACUAGUAAUGGAACCUUAUACCCACCAAUUUGUUGGUGCUCCAUUUUUAGAAAUACUAUAAAAUAAGGCCUUGACAGCUUCUGUGUCAUUAUUUUAAUUGACCAUGAUCCGUGCUAAUUGGUAGGAUAUAAGGUGCCAUUAAUUGUUACCUACAUUAGCCUCACAGAUACCGUGCUUCUUGGAAUAAGCUUUCUACAUUAGCCUUGUAGCUCCAGUGCUAAUUGGUGCUUCCAUUACUGAUUAGCAACAUUAGCUCUGUAGCUCUAGUGCUAAUUAGUGGGGUAUAUGGUUCCAGUGCUCGUGUAGCUCCAUUUUAAAAGGUAUAAAUUUGGAGAGGUUUAUAUUUGUCCCAAUCUAUCGCAGUAGUGUUUCUUUGUGCUCUUUUUUUAUUUGCUUUCGGCCUUACUGCACUACAGAGACCUGCAUAUGUGCUCUUCAUCCUCCUCCUCUUCCUCAGUGCCUCAGUCAGAUGCAGGGAGACAUUACAAAGCUGGAGUGUCCAGCUUGCUGCACUGUUGCAUUGUGGGUAAUCUAGAUACAGUGUUGCACAUGCAGCGGUCUCGCUGCUGCAGCUGUUCACUUUCUGCUGUUUUUCUCUUUGUUUGGCAUAAAAAAUGAUUUAUUUAAACAUGUGAUCAACAGGCAUCGCUUUUCAUUUGUAUAUUUAUCUUGUCUGAAUAAAAGCCCUCUGAUUAUA